AUGCGGAAGGUGCAUGUGGCAGCAGCAGCCGGUGGAGCCAUCAUGUCAAAACACGAGCAAAUUCUCAUCCUCGACCCGCCCAUCGAGCUCAAAUUCAGAGCACGUAGAGCCUUGAGCCUUAAGGAUAAGCUGGUACAGAGUGAAUAUAGUAGGAAAAAACCUACAUCUACAUGGCUAAGUGAAAGAGGGAAAACCAAACGUGACCUGAAAGACCGAGUGAGGGAGCAUAGGGAUGACAUCAAGAACAAGGUGCAAGACAGUCCAGUGGCCAGGCACUUUGAAAGGCUACGUGGCCCUUGUGGCUUUGACACGUUUUUUUCUUUGGCCUGCACGGUGUACCUUGUGACCAGGCAUGUUCACGUUUCUAGUCACCAUUUCCUAAUGUUGCAGCCAUUUGACUAUGACCCGAAUGAAAAGAGUAAACACAAGUUUAUGGUGCAGACGGUAUUUGCUCCACCAAAUAUAUCUGACAUGGAACUUGUGUGGAAAGAGGCAAAACCUGAUGACCUUAUGGACUCAAAGUUGAGAUGUGUGUUUGACAUGCCACAUGAACACGAGAAACCGGCACAUGAAGCAACCAAGCUUUUUUCAACUUUGCCUGGAACUGGACACAAAAUGGGUGGCAGUUCUUCCAUGGAUGAUACAGAGACAAGGAAGUUAAUGGAGGAGUGUAAGAGGCUUCAGACUGAAAUGAUCAAACUGUCAGAUGAAAAUCAGCACCUUAAAGAUGAAAGCUUAAGAUUGAGGAGGCAAGCAACAGAUAAAUCAGCCAAAGCAAUGGUUCAAGAUCAAGGCAACCCAAUCCCAUCGCUUUUUGUUGUCAUUGCAGCAAUUUUCAUAGGAUUCUUUUUAGGGAAAAUCAUCUAAAUUAAAGCAUGCAGUGCUGUCACGUUUUUCCUGUUCAGAAAGAGUUGUUUAUCUACCAUAUCAUUGGUAGCAGUGGUCCAAAAUGACCAUUUUGUGUACAGCAUCAAUGUAGGGCUCUGCCUUUAACACUCACAGUUAGAAAAACAAAGUAAAAAACAAACAAAAACAAAAAACUGUUUGGCUAUGGGACUAAAUUGUAUAUUAAUGCAUCAACAGCAGGUGUGUCCGUUGCACAUUCAGUACUUUAUGGGGGGGAAAUAGUCAUUGAAGAAUUCUUUAUUUCUGUGGUUUUAAUAAGAAUUUAAAUAUGUUAAGUCUUGUAAAUGUUAUUUUAAUCCUUUUUUAAUUGUUUCUGUUGCUGUUAUAUUUUGCAAUUUCUUUAGAUUUCUUAUCAUUCAGGUACAUGACCAGUAUCUUGGAAUGGUCUCUUCUAUCUGUUCAUUUUAUGAUCAAUCUACAAUGGCAGUUUCAAAUUCUUCGUAUGAGAUUUUUUUUAUUUUUGUUAAAUUCUUGUUCCAAAUUAUGUCCAGUUAUGUUGAACAUUAAAGAAAAUAAAACCAGUAAAAUUA
Molecule: messenger RNA, 1436 nt
Organism: Bombina bombina (fire-bellied toad)
Lineage: Eukaryota; Metazoa; Chordata; Amphibia; Anura; Bombinatoridae
Gene: VAPA
Product: VAMP associated protein A
Exons: 9
Coding region: 1-867 (288 amino acids)
Biological process (GO): neuron projection development
Cellular component (GO): plasma membrane; endoplasmic reticulum membrane
Molecular function (GO): FFAT motif binding
Source: RefSeq, a predicted model, not a curated record